AUGACGACGGAGGGGAUUGGGGGUGGCCGCAGCCAAUGGACGUGUGCGCAGGCUCGGUGCGCGGUGAGCUGGCUGAGAGACGGAAGAUGGCGGCGGUGGUUAGACUGUUGUUCCGCGGGACGGUUGGCCGGAGCCGUGCGAGGCUGGCGCGACCGGCGGCGACGGCAGCCCGGCGCUCGGUUGCGCACUUCACCUUCGUGCCGGACCCCGACCCCACGCAGCACGGUCCAACUCAGAAGAUGAACCUUUUUCAAUCUAUUACAAGUGGCUUGGACAAUAUUUUGGCAAAAGAUCCGACUGCAGUGAUUUUUGGAGAGGAUGUAGCCUUUGGAGGAGUUUUCCGGUGUACAGUUGGACUCCGGGACAAAUAUGGAAAAGAACGAGUGUUCAAUACUCCUCUCUGUGAGCAAGGUAUCGUGGGAUUUGGAAUAGGGAUAGCAGUUACAGGAGCUACAGCCAUUGCAGAAAUACAGUUUGCAGACUAUAUCUUUCCAGCCUUUGAUCAGAUUGUUAAUGAAGCUGCAAAGUAUCGGUAUCGAUCUGGGAACUUAUUUGACUGUGGAAGUUUAACAAUUCGAGCGCCUUGGGGAUGUGUGGGUCAUGGAGCACUCUAUCACUCUCAGAGUCCUGAAGCCUUCUUUUCUCAUAUUCCUGGAAUUAAGGUGGUUAUUCCAAGAAGUCCCAUCCAGGCCAAGGGAUUAUUGCUAUCAUGUAUAGAGGAUAAAAAUCCUUGUAUCUUCUUUGAGCCUAAAAUUCUCUACAGAGCUGCUGUGGAACAAGUUCCUGUAGAGGCUUAUCAAAUCCCUCUUUCCCAAGCAGAAGUUCUACAGGAGGGAAAUGAUGUGACCCUUGUUGCUUGGGGAACUCAGGUUCAUGUAAUGAAAGAAGUGGCCAGCAUGGCUCAGGAGAAAUUGGGAGUCUCAUGUGAUGUAAUUGAUUUGAGAACUAUUCUGCCAUGGGAUGCUGAAACUGUUUGCAAGUCUGUUGUGAAAACUGGAAGGUUGCUUAUUAGCCAUGAAGCUCCAAUAACAGGAGGAUUUGCUGCAGAGAUCAGUUCCACAGUUCAGGAAGAGUGCUUUCUCAACCUGGAGGCGCCAAUCAGCAGAGUCUGUGGAUAUGAUACACCUUUUCCGCAUAUCUUUGAACCCUUUUAUAUACCAGACAAAUGGAAGUGCUUUGAUGCUGUGCGGAAAAUGAUAAAUUAUUAAAAGCAACAGAAAUCUUCAAGUUGUUUCAAACAGUAAGAGGCUAAAGGGUGAAAAGUGCUCCCCUGUUGCAUUUUAUCCAGACUAAUUCUCGUUGCCUAAAGGAUUAGCUGCCAGCUGCAACGUUCCAGGAAGUCCGGACUGAAGAUGGACCAUGUUUAUACUUUUCUAUUAAAUCUACAAGGGAAGAGAUUGAGCGAUAAACCAGGUUUGCCUCAAGAUACAAAGUUCUUCUGUUUUGAUCACCUAAAGAAUAUCUGAUACUCUAUGUAAUAUUGUAAUCGAGUCUGUGGAAUUGAUUAUGGUUCUUCUUUCAUGUUAAAAGCGUCCAUCUAAUGUAAACACAGUAAAAGUGGCUUUUUUAACAUGUACAAAAAUAAAAAUAAUAUGUAUUUA
Messenger RNA from Pristis pectinata (smalltooth sawfish), 1601 nucleotides. It is a transcript of the gene bckdhb, whose product is annotated as branched chain keto acid dehydrogenase E1 subunit beta. The transcript has 12 exons. Gene Ontology annotation, molecular function: catalytic activity. Lineage: Eukaryota; Metazoa; Chordata; Chondrichthyes; Rhinopristiformes; Pristidae. Gene Ontology annotation, biological process: branched-chain amino acid catabolic process; response to nutrient. The record is from RefSeq and is a predicted model, not a curated record. The coding region runs from base 36 to 1208 and encodes 390 amino acids.